This is a messenger RNA of Vitrella brassicaformis, 2555 nucleotides long. The record is from the annotation of a GenBank genome assembly. NCBI's taxonomy places the organism in Eukaryota, Vitrellaceae.
AUGGCGGAGGCGAUAGGGAUGAUGGAGGGCGUAAGUGGACUCAGUGGACAGACAGAACAGUGGCAGUGGCAGUAGUGGUCCAUGCGAUUUAAUUUGUGUGCCACCUCCUGUGGGUUGCUGUUGUCAGGCCUUUUUCGUGCCGCGGGGCGAGUUGCUGAGGUGGGUCAACAACACGUUCGGGCUCAGCCUCACCAAAGUGGAGCAGUGCGCGUCAGGUAAGGCCGGGCGGACGGACGUCACGCCACACGCUCCGGGCUCUCUCGCCUGCCUGCCUGGGAUCCAUCCAUCCAUGCAUCCAUCCAUCCGUGUGUCUGUCGUGUCUGUCAGGUGCGGUGUACAUUCAGAUCAUGGACGCCAUCCUGCCCGGCAAAGUGCCCAUGAGCAAGGUGGGGAUCCAGGAUGGUGGCUCGCCGAUGUCUGUGGAUGUCUGUGUGUGUGUGUGUGUGUGUGUUGCAAUGCAUUGGGGUGUGUGUGUGUGUAGGUGAAUUGGAUGGCCAAGCACGAGUACGAGUUCGUCAAGAACUACAAGGUGCUCCAGGCCAUAUUCGACAAGAAUAACAUCACCAAGGUACCCCUGGCAGACACACGCACAUCCAUCCAUCCAUCCCGUGUGUAUCGUUGCUGCAGCACAUAGAGGUGGAGAAGCUGACCAAGGGCAAGUACCAGGACAACCUAGAGAUGCUCCAGUGGAUGAAGGCCUACUUCGACAGGUAGGUACCCCUCCCCAUCCACACCAUCCACACCGUCAACGGGCCCUUGUUGUUUGUGUCAUGUGUUCAGGACGGCCAAGGGCGACAUCGCAUACGACCCAUAUGAAAGACGCAGAGGUCCGACAACCACACCACACCACAAUACACACACACACACACGCAUCCACAUACAUCACACACGUCAAUCCGUCCGUCCGCUGUCUGUCUGUGUCUUCCUUCAGGCAUGCCCGUGCCCGACUGGGUGAAGACCAGCGACAGCGGGUCAGGGGCAGGGGCAGGUGCCGGCCGGAAGGACAGCGGCGUCGUCCCUCCCGCCCGCCGCAUCCAGAAGAGCAACACCGUACCCGACACAAAGACACCACACACCACAACGGAUAACGACACCAAAGACGAAACAGACACCCGUAACCAGCCCCUCACACCCCUACACACACAGACCGACACACACAGAGAGAGAAAGAGAGAGAGAGAGAGAGAGAUCCAGCCUUCUCCCUUUCUCCAUCCAUCCAGUGGCCAAGUCGUCGGUAGCUUCCAAGGCGGCCCCCAAGGCGGCGAUAUCGAAGCGGCCACCCAAGGCCAAGCCCUCCGACGAGCACUUGGGGGCGGGAGGUGCCGGCGGGCCGGGUGCGGGUGGUGGGGGUGUAGCCGUUGGCGUUAAGGCCGGCGCCAAGAAGGUGGAUAAAGACGCGGGAGCGGGAGGGGGAGGGGGCGGGGCGGCGGCCGCCAUCAAUGGGGACGACUUGUCUGCGUGUAGGACAUACAGACAGACAGAGAGAGGCAGGCCGGCAGCCCUUGUGGCGUUGGUUCGCUCCAUCUCUCUCUCUCUCUCUGUUUUGAUGGUGCAUGCAGUGCGGAAGAAGGUGUGUGGGUAUGAGGAGAUGGUCCGUGAGUGGGAGGACGAGAGGGCGGCGUUCGUGCAGGAGCGGACGGCCAAGGACGCCAUGCUAGAGGGACUCGAGAAGGAACGAGACUUCUACUUCGGUCCACACACACACACACACACACACAACAGAGAGAGAGAGAGAGAUACAAUCAAUAAAGCCACCCCAGAUGCCGAUCAUGAUGCCGUCCGUGUACGUGUGUGCGUGCAGGCAAGUUGCGCGACAUCGAGAUUUUGUGCCAGACCGAGGGCAAGACCGCCCUCGACGUGCAGACCAUCCAGGAGAUACUGUCAGGACACAAACCAACCAUUCCCCCCACCUCACCUCACCCCCCCACACACAGCCCGUCCGCCUCUCUUUCUGUGUGGUUGCCCUCUCUCUCAGGUACAAGACUGACGAUGAGGAGGGCGACGAGGGCGGCGAGGUGUUGGCCAAUGGCGACAGCGGCAACGGCAGUGGCAACGGCAGUGGCAGUGGCAGUGGCGGUGGCGAUGCGAGCAACGCACAGGAGCAGGCGCAGCACGCCGCCAUGGUGAACGGAGACACCAAGAGGCCGCCCAUGCCGCAGGACUCAUUCUGACCGACAUAGAGCAUAGGCACAGAUACCCCACAGCACACCAGGUCAUAGAGUGGGUGGCGGAGAGCAAGGGUGAAAUACAUGUUGUUGUGUGUAUGUGUGUGUGCUUGUAGUGUAUGCAGGUGUUUGUAGGGGCGGUGGGUGGGCGGGCACCCGUAUGGCAGCCCUCACCUCGUAGCUGAUGUUGAAAGCUUGGGGGUCGGCGGUUGGUGGAGGGGCGCAUGAGGUCGGUAGCUCGUUGCCCGACCCGACCUACUUGUGAGUGACGAUUGACUGACUGACUGAUUGACUGCAUGACUGAGAAUCUGUUUGCUCAAACCAACCCGUAGCUGGCCCAAAGACACAUCUAUCUGCGUCAUAUAUUUCGUGAAUACACGUGUGAUCCAA